Molecule: messenger RNA, 5894 nt
Organism: Leucoraja erinaceus (little skate)
Lineage: Eukaryota; Metazoa; Chordata; Chondrichthyes; Rajiformes; Rajidae
Exons: 2
Coding region: 6-3692 (1228 amino acids)
Biological process (GO): telomere maintenance; DNA repair
Molecular function (GO): DNA helicase activity
Source: RefSeq, a predicted model, not a curated record
UGCGAAUGAGUAUUCUCCAAGAUGCUGGUAUUCAAAGGGACACUGUUGAAAUGCUUGAAAACAUGAUAAGACUAAACAACCCUUACAUUCAUUCACUUGUGAUGGCGAUGGAGAGAAUUAGAGAUUUACCGGAGGCAUCAAUCGUUAUUGAUCCCAAUUAUCGGCCACCUUUCCAACAUGAACGGAGGUUUAACACGCAAACUGCAAAUGAAGUUGCCGUCCUCAUAGCAAACAGUAAUGAGCCUGUGGCAACAUCACGCCACAUUGUCUUGAGAAGAAGAGGAAGAGGAGGAGCAGAAGGAGGUCUGCAAAUCAUUUCAGAGUCCCAUAGGUCUUAUGACAGUUUUCAAUACAUCCUUUUCUUUCCACUUGGUGAUGACGGAUGGCAUUCACAACUCCAAAUGAGUACCGGCAGAAAAUUGACACUAAUGCGAUAUUAUGCAUAUAGGAUCAUGAAUCGUGACAAUGAAUUCAACCAGCUUUUGAGAGGAGGACGACUCUUCCAACAAUAUCUUGUAGAUAUGGCGGCUAAAAUGGAAGGUGAUAGACUGAAUUAUAUUCGCAUGAAUCAGGUAUCGUUGAGGUCAACGACGUACAAAGGACUGACGGAUGCAUUACAUGAUGAUGAUGACUUGGAAAACAUUGGAAGGCGCAUCAUCCUCUCUUCAACAUUUGUCGGUGGUCCCAGAUAUAUGAUGGGACGAUGCCAGGACGCCAUGAUGUAUGUUCGGAAGUAUGGUACUGCUGCAUUCUUCAUUACAAUGACCUGCAAUCCAAAUUGGAGCGAGAUCCGACAGUGCCUCUUUCCAAAUCAGCAGCCGUCUGAUAGACCGGAAUUAGUAGCAAGAGUAUUCGAGCUGAAAAGAAAAAUAUUCAUGAAGACCGUCACUGGACCAGAUGGCUUCUUUGGAAACUGUAUUGCUUUCAUCUUGACUAUGGAAUAUCAGAAGAGAGGCCUGCCUCAUUUCCAUUGUCUGCUUUGGCUUGAUGAAGCGAGUAAGCCAAGACCUCAACAAUAUGAAAGAUUUGUGCAAGCUGAAAUUCCAGACCCACAAGCAGAUCCUGAGCUGCAUAAAUUGGUACUCAAGCACAUGAUCCAUGGACCGUUCUGCAAGGCCACAUCUCGAUGUUGGAAGGAAGGAAGAUGCACCAAGAGAUUCCCAAAGCCAUUUGUCGAAAGCACAAUGUCUGGCGAUGAUUCGUAUCCUCUGUACAGGAGAAGAUCUCCCGCAAUGGGAGGAUUUCAGGGACAUCAAGAAGGUCGUUCGUUACAGACUAUUACUUCUAAUUGGGUUGUGCCCUAUAAUGCAGAACUAUUGAAGGCUUUCAAAUGUCACCUCAACGUUGAAAUAUGCUGCUCUGUACAGUCAAUCAAAUACGUCAUCAAGUACACCUUGAAGGGAUGUGAUCAGGCAGCUUUUGGAAUUAACGUAAAUGACGAGAUUAAACAGUACCAGACUGGCAGAUACAUUGGUCCUUCAGAGGCAGGGGCAUCAGUCCUUGGAUUUCUUACUCAUGAGAGACACCCCCCUGUCAUUCGACUUGAUGUACAUCUACCAGACCAACAACAAGUAUUUUUUGAUGCUGCUCAGCAAGGGAUGAAUGAUGGAAUUGCGAGAACCACUUUGACUGAAUUUGUUCGAUUGAGUUCUGAAGAUCCGUUUGCAAGAACACUAUUGUACGUUGAUGUACCUCGAUUUUAUACAUGGAGCAGCAAUAGAUGGCAAAGAAGGAAGGUUGGGAAGAGUGUGGAAUACUUCCCAGGUAUUUUUGAAGUCAACGUUCUUGGAAGAAUACAUGUCAUUUCUCCAAAACAAGGUGACCUCUUCUACAUGAGACUGCUUCUGCAUCACGUGAAAGGACCAGUGUCUUUCGAGUCCUUGAAGACACAUAAUGGAGUAAUUCUUCCUUCCUUCAAAGACGUCUGCAGAGAAAGAGGUUUGUUGGAAGCUGACGACCAUUGGCAACAAACAAUGGAAGAUGCUGAAAUGACAAGAUUCCCCAGGGCAAUCAGGGAUUUGUUUGUUGUUCUGCUGACAAAUACUGACAUCAUCGAUCCUCUACAAUUAUGGGAUCGCUUCAAGAAUUGCAUGUCUGAGGAUUACCUUGAAAGCGAGCGAAGAAGAAAAAGUGAUCAGAAUAUCACAAUAGAUGACAGACAUCAUGAUCAGGCUCUCUUUUAUAUUCAGGACAAGCUUGAGAAUUGCAACACCACAAUGGAAAAUUUUUCCUUGCCCCGACCAAGAAAUGAAAGGAUGGACAUUGAUGGUGAAAAUGUUGAUUUACUUAAUGAAUUGAAUUACAAUAGAUCAGAACAACAGCGAUUUGUUGAUGAGAAUGAGCCUCUGCUGAAUGCUGAGCAGAGAGAAGUUUAUGACCAUGUGUGCGACUACUUGCAAAGGGAUCUAUCUUCAAUGAUUUUCAUUGACUCACCAGGAGGAACAGGAAAAACAUUUAUCAUAAAUUUGAUCCUCUCCACGGUUAGAGCUCAAGGUCAAAUUGCCAUUGCUGUAGCAUCGUCUGGUAUCGCAGCAACAUUAAUGCCUGGUGGGAGAACUGCACAUUCACGAUUCAAGAUACCUAUCCAUGUGACGGAGGAUUCAACGUGCAACAUCAACAGCAACUCUAAAACAGGAGAUUUCUUCAGGAGAGUGAAGCUCAUUGUUUGGGAUGAGUGUCCAAUGAUUAGGAGGGAGUGCUUUGAAGCGGUGGACAGAACUCUUCAAGAUGUAUGCCGCAAAAAGGAUCAUUUUGGCGGAAUUCUUACCAUUUGUUGUGGUGAUUUUAGACAACUCCUUCCUGUAGUGAAGAUGGGAAGUGAUAUUGAUGUUCAAAACGCCUGCAUCAAGACAUCGUACUUGUGGCGGACUUUCACAAAGUUUGAAUUGAAGAGAAAUAUGCGAUUGAGCGAAGGAAAGGGCGAGUAUUCUAAAUUUUUGUUAGAUGUAGGAGAGGACAAGAUUGCAAAGAAUGAAGACAAUGAAAUUAACAUUCCAGAAGACAUGGUUCUCUCAGCAAGAACACUGGAUGACUGCAUUGAUUAUAUCUAUCCAGCAUUUGACCACCCUGCAACAUUAUUCUCUAACAAUUGUAUCUUGGUUCCUCACAAUGAUACGAUGAGAAGAAUCAAUUCUGCGUGUGUCAGACGCUUCCCUGGAACCAUGAGGGAGUACUAUUCUUUCAAUUCUGUCACUGACGGAACAAAUUCAACUCACUUCCCAACGGAAUUCCUCGAUUCAGUCGAGAUCUGUGGAUUACCACCACACAAAUUGGAGUUGAAGAAAGGAUCUCCAAUUGUUUUAAUCAGAAACUUGCAACCCCCAAAGCUAUGCAAUGGAACGAGGUUGAUUGUAGAACAGCUACACAAUAAUCUCAUAGUUGCUAGAAUCAACAUGGGGGCCUACAAAGAAGAGAUUGUUCUAAUUCCUAGGAUGAAGAUCAAUUUGUCAGAAGAUGAAAACAUUCCCAUUAGGAGGAGCCAAUUCCCUAUUCUGUCGAGUUUUGCGAUGACAAUUCAUAAGGCACAAGGACAAACCAUGGAGAAGGUCUUGAUAUACCUUGAGAAACCAGUAUUUCAACAUGGCCAACUAUAUGUAGCUCUUAGCAGAGGAAAGGUGAAGGAACAAGUAAAAGUGUUCCUGAAGGAUGGGACAUCAACCAGGAAUGUUGUAAUUAAACAAAUGCUUUGUUGAGAAAUGACUGCUGCAUUAAAUUUUCCUCAAGUCAAUGAAAGAACGCAAAACUGAAGGUAAAAAGCGAUGCAGGAAGGAACCGAAUGUCCAGAGUUUCGACACUUUUGAUUAUUGCUCCUCAGUUCAACAAGGGAUGUUUAACACAGGAAUCACAUUUCUGCACACAAAAGUUUAAAAUGCUGCCUCAGAAAAAGCUUCAAGGCCACAUUAAGUGACAUGUAAAAUCGUACCAGUUGUAUUUGAUUUUUGGAUAGAAAGUUGCUGGAGCUGUUCUCAUGCUUCACGAUAAAGCUUGCAGAUGGAUUAUUUGCUGCAAGAUAUAAAACUACAGGCUUGCACAUCUAGGGUAUAUGUAUCAGGUACAGUUCAAUUGUUGAGUCAAUUAUUGAGUAAAUGACGAUUGCCGAGAUAUUGAUGUUUGAGGAUUUGUUGUUGGUAAUGGCAUUGCGUAUCAAGGUUAUGUGGUUAAUUUCUGCCUUGUAGGAAAUUAUUGUUACCUUUUCUGUUGUUUGACAUGAGUGUUACUUUCUACUUUGGUCUAUUAUCGAGUUAUUUUGUUUGUAAGGAUUGACUGCAUUUUCUCAGGAGUUGCAGUGGAAUUGAAAAUUCUGUAACCAUCAGUGGAAAUCAACUUCAGAUCUUAAGAUGGAUGAAAGGUCAGUAUUUGAAAUUAUUUCGGACCCGUGCAUUGUUUUUUUUUAUCCUUGAUACAAAUUUACUUUAGUUUUAUCAGAAUGCCCUAAUACCAUUCAAAUGCUGCCUUUUUGUCUAGAGCUGUCACUGUCGCCUCAUUUCUGGAUCCGAGAUAUUUAGACUGAACGUCUUUGGGAUCUGUGACAAAUACAUGAAGGACAGUAGGGAACAAGCAACACAACAAGAAAUUGAUAGAAAACACCGAAAUUGAAGCAGGAGCAAAGAAGUUGCAUGAUGGUGAAUGGACACUGUAAAGAGAUGUUGAGAAGCAGUAUGGAUCAGAAGUGACCAAGAGACAGAACAAGAAAGGACUGAACCUCUUGAGGAGCUUGAGCUUCAAAAAUUAAUGGAAGUUUGCAUGGAACAAGAGACACAACAAUAAGCUUCCAAAUUACAUACAAAAUGGUACAUAAUUGUGUAAUGGUUUUUUUUUAAAUUAUAGGUAAAUGUAUUUAUAUAUAUAAUUGUCUUAAGAAGUUUAUAAAUGUCUACAAUAGAUGAAAUUACGUUUACAAGUUUAUGAAUAUCUACAUCGUGAUAAAUAUCUUUCACUUUUUUUUACAUCAUGCAAAGAGAUGGGAGCAAUCGAGUUGCUGGAUGUUCAAGGAACAACACAAAGCAACGUUGAGAAGCAGUAAUGAGCAGAACGGCACAAGAGACGAGAGGAAGUUGCCAAGAUACAGCCAGAUCGGUAUGUGGUAGUACAACGUUUAUAGAAGUUUAUAAAUAUCUACAAAAGAUAAAAUUGUCCUUUUUAUUCAUAUGUUAUUGGCUUCAUAGAAGGAAUGAAGACUCAACAAGAAAUAAUGUUAGAAAUUUCUCCAAAAAAAGGAAUUCAAGACAAAAGUAAUGAACAGUCGUGACAAGAGAAACAAUGUCUCCGCCCCCCCCUCCAAUAUUUCAAAAAAUACUGGCAUCUCACCCAUAGAAUCAGCCCCAGCCCCUGGUGAACGUUCCAUUGUGUGAUGUCACAAUGUCCAAUGCUCAAAGACAUUGUUGCCAUAGAGGGAGUACAGAGAAGAUUCACCAGACUAAUUCCUGGGAUGUCAGGACUUUCAUAUGAAGAAAGACUGGAUAGACUCGGCUUGUACUCGCUAGAAUUUAGAAGAUUGAGGGCAGAUCUGAUAGAAACCUACAAAAUUCUUAAGGGGUUGGACAGGCUAGAUGCAGGAAGAUUGUUCCAGAUGUUGGGGAAGUCCAGAACAAGGGGUCACAGUUUAAAGAUAAGGUGGAAAUCCUUUAGGACAGAGAUGAGAAAAACAUGUUUCACACAGAGAGUGGCGAAUCUCUGGAAUUCUCCGCCACAGAAGGUAGUUGAGGCCAGUUCAUUGGCUAGAUUUAAGAGGGAGUUAGAUGUGGCCCUUGUGGCUAAAGGGAUCAGGGGGUAUGGAGAGAAGGCAGGUACAGGUUACUGAGUUGGAUGAUCAGCCAUGAUCAUAUUGAAUGGUGGUGCAGGCUCAAAGGGCCGAAUGGCCUACUACUGCACUUAAUUUCUAUGUUUCCCUCUCC